This is a messenger RNA of Aspergillus uvarum CBS 121591, 500 nucleotides long. RefSeq lists its product as uncharacterized. The transcript has 3 exons. The coding region runs from base 30 to 446 and encodes 138 amino acids. The record is from RefSeq and is a predicted model, not a curated record. Lineage: Eukaryota; Fungi; Ascomycota; Eurotiomycetes; Eurotiales; Aspergillaceae.
GCGAGAGACUAUCCUUACGACGAAGCGCCAUGGAACGCACCAUUCCCCAGGACCCAACAGAAGAAUACCUCGCCCUCACCCAAACACUGGGCCAACUCGACCGCGCCGAGCUUGAAACAAUCUACGACAGACUCAACCCGGUAACCCCGGAAUUCUUGGAUGGAGAAUGGAGCAUCCACCUUCUCGACACGGGACAUCCGGCCCAGGCCAUCGCGGAGGACGGGCUGCCUCUCGUCCGGACACUCUUCUCUUUAGAGGAGACUGAGAAGGUCCGUGAAAUCAGGUUCCACGGGAUCGGCGCCUGCGCUGUCAUUCCCGACGGCAAAGACAGGGUAGAUCGGUUUCGGUAUGUGAAUGAGAGUACCGUGGCGGCGACAAAUGAGUAUAAGCCCUAUUAUCGGGACUCUGGGGUUUUGCAUUUCUAUCUGACGCGUGUGGAUGGGUGAUCGAUAGGUGACUGGUAUGAUUACAAACCGUGUUGAUCUUGAUCUAAGGACAUG